AUGUUCGCUCUGCGAUCGAUUCGCAGAUUUAGCACCGCGCCCUGUAAGUUGUCUCCAUCUGCUAGUAAUUCAACAAAGGGUUUGAAAAAUCCGGCCAAAACAGAUGAGCCUGCAUUGAUCAAGCUGAAGAAAGAGAAGGACCCGGAUAGGCUGUUCGAUUUGUUCAGGGCCAAUGCUAGCAAUAGGCUCGUCGUUGAGAACCGGUUUGCCUUUGAGGACACUGUCUCCAGGUUAUCUGGCGCGGGCAGAUUAGAUUACAUCGAGAGUCUACUCGAGGAGCAGAAGUACCUGCCACAGGGCCGUCGGGAAGGGUUUAUAAUCCGUAUUAUAAUGCUCUAUGGUAAGACAGGGAUGGUAGGUCACGCUGUACAAACGUUCCACGACAUGCAUUUGCACCGGUGUAAAAGGACCGUUAAGUCUUUCAAUGCGACCCUCAAGGUUCUGACCCAGUCGAGGGAUUUAAAGGCGAUUAGCUUGUUCUUGAAUGAUGUACCUGUUAAAUUUGGCAUCCAAUUGGAUGUUUAUUCCAUUAAUAUUGUCAUCAAGGCCUUCUGUGAAAUGGGUAUUCUGGAUAAGGCUAUUCAGGUCAUGGUUGAGAUGGAGAAAUUGGGAAUAUUCCCCGAUGUUUUCACGUAUACGACAUUAAUAUCAGCUUUUUACGAGGCUAGACGGGUGGAAAUUGCAAACGGUUUGUGGAAUUUGAUGCUGUUAAAAGGCUGUCAUCCUAAUGUGGCUACUUUUAAUGUUAGGAUUCAGUUCUUGAUCAACCAGGGGCGUGCCUGGGAGGCUAAUAAGAUGCUGAACAUUAUGCGCAGGCAUAGGAAGUUUCCGGAAUUUCCCGAUGAGAUCACGUAUAAUCUAGUGAUUAAGGGGUUUUUCCAGGUGGGGUACUAUGAUAAGGCCAUGAGGGUGUAUUCGAUUUUUCAUGAUGAUGGAUAUAAGCCAAACCAGAGAAUUUAUCAAACCAUGAUUCAUUAUCUUUGUAUGGAGGGGAAAUAUGACUUGGCCUACUUAAUGUGUAAAGAUUGUAUGCAGAAAAACUGGUUUCCUAGUGUGCAUACGGUUUAUAAUCUGCUCAGAGGACUAAGAAAAGCUGGAGAAGCAGCUGGAGGCGAUGACAUGAUUGAUAAGGCUAAAAAUAUAUAUAGUCUUGCUCUAACAAAGAGGCCUCCUUUUUCUGUUGUGGUUCCCGAGCAUUCAUGCAUGCAUGCGCAAGCUGCUGGUGUUAUAAUAUAUGCAUUAUCUGUAUCUGUGAUACUUUGGGGCUUCUAUUGUGAACUCAAAUUUCGGCGGAUAAAUGAAAGCAGUAACUACGCAGACUGCAGUUUGAAUAUCAAGGAAGACCUGCUGGUGGUCAUUUUUGUAAGAGUGACGAAAAGUAGCGGGAAACGCUGUAAAGAUUGUAGGCGCAAGCCUAGAAAGGGAGAUGGAGAGGAGAGUAUAUAUACGUAA
Messenger RNA from Striga hermonthica, 1452 nucleotides. The record is from the annotation of a GenBank genome assembly. NCBI's taxonomy places the organism in Eukaryota, Viridiplantae, Streptophyta, Magnoliopsida, Lamiales, Orobanchaceae.